UUCCCUUGUCCUCCUUAUGCAAGAAAAGAAAUUCUGACCUAACACACAGCCACAGAACAAGUUAACAAUAUUUUUAUGUCUUAGAGUUGAGCUUCCUAAAAUACAGAUAAAGUAUUCAACCUUCAAGAUUCAUUUUCCUUGAAUCUUACCAACAAGACACUCCUGGAUCCAGAAAUUGAAGAGAGAAGGAGAGAGAGAGAGAGAGGAGGAAAGAGAAAGAAUGAAUUCAUCCAAAUCACCUGCAUCACAAUGCACAGAAAAAGGAUACUUCUCUUCCCAAGUGUUCUUAUGGACUGUUGCUGGGGUUUCCAUCCUACUACUCAGUGCCUGUUUUAUCACCAGAUGUGUUGUGACAUAUCACAUCUUUCAAUCCUGUGAUGAGAAAAAGUUCCAGCUACAGGAGGAUUUCAUGGAGCUCUCCUGCUAUAAUGGUGGAUCAGGUUCAGUCAAGAAUUGCUGUCCAUUGAACUGGGUACAUUUUCAAUCUAGCUGCUACUUCUUUUCUACUAACGUCAUGUCCUGGACAGCAAGUUUAAAAAACUGCUCAAAUGUGGGAGCUCAUCUGGUGGUUAUCAACACCCAGGAGGAGCAGGAAUUCCUUUUCCGCGAGAAACCUAGAGAGAAAGAGUUUUAUAUUGGACUGACUGACCAGGUGAUCGAGGGUCAAUGGCAAUGGGUCGAUGGCACACCUCUCACAGAGUCGCUGAGCUUCUGGGAUAUAGGGGAGCCCAACAACUUAGCUACAGUAGAGGACUGUGCCACCAUAAGAGACUCUUCAAACUCAAGGCAAAAUUGGAAUGAUGUGCCCUGUUUCUUCCGUCAGUUUCGGAUUUGUGAAAUGCCAGAAAUUAAAACUUGAACAAAGAAAAACCUCUAAGAACGGAAGGCAGAACUUAAAUGUAUAAAUGAGGAGGAACAAGAGCAUGAACACAGCCUCGCCUCCAACACAAGAAAAGUGUACACUGCACUUCCUAAGGACUUCACAAGUGUUUGUUGCUCUGAUAUAAAUAAAAAUGAGUAGUUCUGAAUGUCAUAAUUCAUUAUACUAACUGAAGUGCAUUUUUCUUUACAUUAGUCUCAGGACUUCUCAGAAUUUACCAAGCAAUUCUCCAGCAAAUGCUAGAAGAAAGAAAUGCUUUUUUUGGUACAUUUGCUUCAUUUGUGAGUAUAUGAAACUACAAGGACAUAGAACAAGUACGGAGUCCAGCAAAGGAGAUUUUGGAAAGUGCCUUUGAACAACUGCCUAAAUUCAGGCUCUGUGUCAAUUCCUCUUCUUUCUAGCUCCUGAAAAAUCUGUCUUCUCAUCUUGAUUUCAUACUGUUUUUAUCCCCUGCCCAAGCAUAUAUCCUCACUAUGUUCUUCUCUACAAUGAGCAAGAAACUUCCUCAAGCCAUGGAACUUAUUUCUGCUCGAAAGACUGAUGUAAAUUUUCUUGCCAAAGGCCUUUAUUGCACCUUCUUAGGGAAAGGCUAUGCUAACUUUUAGCUCCAAAUCGACUGAGAUCCAGUCCACUCAUUGCAGGAACUCCCUUUUCUCUCUAGUCUCUGCCAUUGACUAACUGGAUCUCACCUGAAUUUGUGUCUAUUGCUCAGCUAGAUCCGGAGUCGAACAGUCAAAUUAUUCUAAGGAGACAUUCAGCUUGACAUUUUCCUGUCUCAAGACUAUUCAUUUAUUGCAUAAUAUUCUAUCAAUACUGAUAAGGUUAUACAAGAAUAUGUAAAUAACUUGGCAGCUUUAUAACCAUGUUUCUUGCAGACUGUACCAUAAAGAGACGCUCAAAAUUCAUACAUUGGAAUUAAUGUGUAAUUAUUGAAUGGGAAAAUUCAA
Messenger RNA from Ceratotherium simum simum (southern white rhinoceros), 1827 nucleotides. RefSeq names its product C-type lectin domain family 4 member E (gene CLEC4E). Lineage: Eukaryota; Metazoa; Chordata; Mammalia; Perissodactyla; Rhinocerotidae. The record is from RefSeq and is a predicted model, not a curated record.